UUUAGUUUCGAAAAUUAAUAAUUCAAAUUAUUAAUAAUUUUGUUGUUCGUUAAGUUAUUUUUUGGGACAUAUAAAAUUUGUUUUAUGUAAUUGUGAACUGAUGGUGUAGAUCCCUAAAAAAGUACUUUCAAGACCCAAAAAUCGAAACAUUUUUGUAAAUAAAGGGACCGCAAGGGAGCAAAUCCGAAUCACUUACCGGUACAGAUGGUAAAUCCAGGUUCCGGAGGCUGGAGUCAGUUGCAAAAGCACAACACGAAGACGACUUCGUAUAGCUGGUGGCCUACGUUAUAUAGCACCUGUGGACGCGGCGGGCGCAGCCACUUUACGCUGCCACUCACGUUUCGGGGGCGGCUUCAGUAAAUCCGACAAUGUCAUCAUCGUUCGGCACCGAUUACGGUGAUAAAUUAUCGUUCAUAGCCGAAUGGUUCGACUUCGAUUCGGCCUACCAGAAACGACUCCUCCUCAAUUACUAUCCUGUCGAUAAUACGGUCGAACUCUACGACAUCGACCUCAAACGCCUGUUCCUCAAACGCUCCUUCUACGAGUCCAUCAGUCGGAAAGACGUUUUCGUGGGCAACAAGGUCCGAAUCUACGACCGGCAAUUAAAAAUCAUCGAUUAUGCCGAUUGCCACACCAAAAAAAUCAUCGGCAACACCCGCCAGCAUACUUUUGGUGUAAUCAAAGUCAGUGUUAUUGACAAAAUCGGCGAGAUUUUCAACCAAAUCCAAGACCGGCAUUUCGAAAUUGUCAACGUAAGAAUGUGCCAUUUGAAACAAGCCGAAUGCUUGGAGCUUUACGACCAUCUCCGAGGCUCAGCUUUCUUGCCCUUCGUGGUCGACCACAUGACAUCUGGCCCCGUCGUGGCCCUUCAAUUGGUCGGCGACAACGCCAUCGAGCGCUGGAAAGAGAACGUGGGGCCCACUGACCCCCUCGAGGCCAGGCAAACCGCCCCCAACAGCCUCCGGGCCAUCUACGGCCUCGAGAAGGCCUCCAACGCUUUUCACGCCGCCGACAAUUGCGACGCCGUUACUAAAAAACUCAAAUUGUUCUUUCCCACCGAUCCGGGACAACACCCCCCUCAAACCACCCUCCAGCUCAAAAACAGCACUUGUUGCGUCAUUAAGCCGCACGCCAUCAGUGAGGGGAAGUUGGGGUACAUUAUCAGCUUUAUAACGGAUGCCAAGUUCAAAAUCACGGCGAUGCAAACGUUCUAUUUCAGUAAUGCCAACGCUGAGGAAUUUUUGGAGGUGUAUAAGGGGGUUGUGAGUGAUUUUCACGCCUUGUUGACGAGUUUUUUGGACGGCCCGUGUAUUGGGUUGGAGAUUUCUGGGAAGAGUGACGAUGUUGGGGAUGUUCACGGGGAGUUCCGGAAGUUUUGCGGCCCCAAUGAUCCGGAAGUUGCAAGGCAGAUUAGACCGAAUACGUUGAGGGCGAGGUUUGGGCUUGAUAAGUAUCGGAAUGCCGUACAUUGCACGGAUUUAAAGGAGGACACCGAACUGGAAUUGGAAUAUUUGUUUAAAAUAUUAAGUUAAUAAAGGAGAUGUCUUGCA
Messenger RNA from Tribolium madens (black flour beetle), 1550 nucleotides. RefSeq names its product nucleoside diphosphate kinase 7. The record is from RefSeq and is a predicted model, not a curated record. Lineage: Eukaryota; Metazoa; Arthropoda; Insecta; Coleoptera; Tenebrionidae. Gene Ontology annotation, cellular component: centrosome. Gene Ontology annotation, molecular function: nucleoside diphosphate kinase activity. Gene Ontology annotation, biological process: UTP biosynthetic process; GTP biosynthetic process; CTP biosynthetic process. Bases 369 to 1532 code for a protein of 387 amino acids. The transcript is spliced from 3 exons.